GUAUAAACAAGCCGGGUUUGUAUAAACAAGGUAAAAAUGGAUUAGAUGAAUCAACAAAUAUUGGGCCCAGUCGGAAGAAAGCCCAAUUGAACUGUUCCCACGGGUCGCACCGUUCCGUGUUUCCUUUUCUUGCCCUAACCGUCUCGUUGACGAACGCAGAAACAAAAUUGUCUGUAAGAACCGAGUCGAAGAAUUACUCCGCUUGAAAGUUGGAAGCAGAGAGCAGAAACGCGAAUCCAAGGUACCUCGCCUUCCCUUCCCUUUCAUUUCUUCUUCUCCCUUCUUGCUUUUUCAGAUGGUAGCUUUACACAACCGAUUAUGCCCUGAAUCCCAGUUUCUGAAGUCACUCCGUGUUCUCUAUCUGUCGGCGCUUCUUUGUUCUGCUAUUUUACUAUGUAGUUCUUCUUUGUGCGUUCUGGUGAUGAAAAGUUGGGUUUUUUAUCCUGCAGCUCUCGGUUAUAUACGGAAGCUUUCAGGGUUCUGAAUUACCGGCUGCUGUUUGCUAUUCGUCAUGGCGACCAGGCUUCAAUUCGAGAACAACUGUGAAGUUGGUGUUUUCUCCAAGCUGACAAAUGCAUACUGUUUGGUUGCGAUUGGAGGAUCUGAAAGCUUCUACAGUAUCUUUGAGACAGAGUUGGCAGAUGUCAUUCCUGUGGUUAAGACCUCGAUUGGAGGCACUAGAAUAAUCGGGAGGCUAUGUGCUGGGAACAAAAAUGGACUUCUUCUGCCACACAACACCACUGAUCAGGAACUUCAGCACUUGAGGAACAGUCUACCUGAUUCAGUUGUUGUCCAGAGGAUAGAGGAGAGAUUGUCAGCUCUUGGAAAUGUCAUUGCUUGUAAUGACCAUGUUGCUCUUGCACAUACUGAUCUUGACAGGGAAACUGAAGAACUGAUAGCUGAUGUUCUCGGAGUAGAAGUAUUCCGACAGACUAUCGCUGGUAACAUUCUUGUGGGAAGCUACUGUGCUCUCUCAAACAGAGGCGGCUUGGUGCACCCCCACACUUCCAUUGAAGACCUGGACGAACUUUCCACCCUUCUCCAGAUCCCCUUGGUUGCCGGUACAGUUAACCGUGGCAGUGAAGUCAUAGCUGCGGGAAUGACGGUUAAUGACUGGACAGCUUUCUGUGGGUCAGACACAACAGCAACUGAACUGUCUGUCAUCGAGAGCGUCUUCAAGCUAAGGGAAGCCCAACCUAGUGCCAUUGUGGAUGAGAUGAGGAAGUCUUUGAUUGAUAGUUAUGUUUGAGAGCUGUUGUAGUGUCAAGUGUGGCACAUCUUUAUCUUCCUGCAUUCUCAUAUGUUUUCCCUUGUAUCUCAAUUGUAGUUUUGAAACUUGGUCCAGUUUGAAUGUUUUCUGCAUUGUUCCUGUUAUCUGCUUACCCAUGCAGAGUGGUAUCAGACGUUUCGUGGCCUCCUUGUCAACUGUCGAAGAGGCUAUAAAAAUUCUGUUGUAUACAUAUGGUACUGUUAUCCCUCCAUGAAAAUCAUAUUCCCAGCUCUCAAAUUCCAUUACAUUGCUUUAUGGAAGACAACUGAAAGUCUCUGCCUGGCCAAUAUAACCCUGCAAUCCUGAGGUCUGACACUCUCGAGAACCCCUGAAACUUUUCUUUGUUGCUUGAUCAGUUCUCUUUAUGGGCUCAAACAAUCUAAAGGCAGGUUUUUUCCCCAUUCCCUGUGCAGGCUAUGGUGGCUUCCUUGCUUUGUUUCGAUGAGAUGAUUGAUGAUGAUAACUUUGUCGAUUGGCAGUGAUCCAGAAGGAAAGAAAAAGGAAAAAAGAAGCCAAGCCAAGCAGAGCAUCACUAAGUCCACUCGGCGGGCACCGCUUUGGAAAAUAAGUAACCAUCAUCGAUCAGUCCGCUCUUGAAACUCUGCAACAACAGCCAGCAGUUAACCUGACCCAGAAGAAAUGCUUGGCUGUAUU
Molecule: messenger RNA, 1924 nt
Organism: Linum trigynum
Lineage: Eukaryota; Viridiplantae; Streptophyta; Magnoliopsida; Malpighiales; Linaceae
Source: the annotation of a GenBank genome assembly